Messenger RNA from Penicillium soppii, 2715 nucleotides. Its product is annotated as putative quinate pathway repressor protein QutR. The transcript is spliced from 2 exons. Gene Ontology annotation, molecular function: 3-dehydroquinate dehydratase activity; shikimate 3-dehydrogenase (NADP+) activity; 3-phosphoshikimate 1-carboxyvinyltransferase activity. The record is from RefSeq and is a predicted model, not a curated record. Lineage: Eukaryota; Fungi; Ascomycota; Eurotiomycetes; Eurotiales; Aspergillaceae. Bases 1 to 2715 code for a protein of 904 amino acids. Gene Ontology annotation, biological process: chorismate biosynthetic process.
AUGUCCAUGCUAGUCCGCCCAUCGAAGAGAAAGCUUCACGAGGUUGAGACGCUAGAGGAUGGGCCUCGAAAGUACAAUGCAAGCGCCCUAGCCUCCCCCACCGUCCCCCUUUCAUCCCGGCCACCCUCUCGUCGAUCGAGUGAACACAGAGAAGCAUCUGGAGAUUCACACUCGCGGCCACCAUCGUUGAGAGAACUGCACUCCAAUCGCGGAUCACCGGUUUUGUUCGAAAAUGGUCAUCUUCAGACUCCACGGACUUUCAGCCCUAAAGCAUCCAUUGUUUUAAUUGGAAUUCGAGGUACUGGAAAGUCCAGUUUGGCUGUCAUUCUUGCCGCAACAUCCGGACGACGCUUGAUCGACGCAGACCGCUACUUUCAACAGAGUGUGGGAUGUUCCCGGGCGGUUUUCAAAAAGGAAAAUGAUGGAUUUGUGUAUCGCCAACAGGAGGCUCGGGUCUUUGAAUCGAUGCUGGGGGAUAACCAAGAGGGGUGUGUGAUUGCAUGCGGGGCCGGAUCAAUGGAGCGGAAUGGCCAAAGGCUCCUUAGAGAAUACGCGCAGACACACCCCGUUAUCCACGUGGUCCGUGACCCAGAAAGUAUUCAAUCGUACCUCAAGGCCUGGGAUACACAGAAAGUACGACACUUUUUGGAUUUGUCUGGCCCGAUAUACCGAGGUUGCUCCAACCUCGAAUUCUUCAAUUUAUCUGAGGCCAGAAGUGAUAGUGUGCCCGCAGACAAUAGUGAUUCACCGGCACACAGAACGGAACCCAGAUCACAUACGCCCAUCCCUUUCUUAACCCUAAAACGAGUUCAGAGAGACUUCCUCCGUUUCAUUGCUUUUAUCACUGGUGACAUUGCCGAACUCAAUAGCCAGCAUGCUUCAUUCCCGCUUUCACUGUUACCCGUGGAAUCCCGAACUUACACCACUGCAGUGUCGGUGCCGUUCUCUAGGGUGUGUGAAAAGGGCGUGGAUAUCGAGGAGCUAGAGUUCACUGCAGAUGCCUUCGAAUUAGCCAUCGAUGUGACAGAUUCUUCUGGUCAGCCAGGCCUUGACUCGAGCCUUGCGGACAGCAUCAGUCAGGCAAUUGCAACAAUUCGUCGUAACAUUAUCGUGCCGUUGAUCUAUCACGUGGAAAGUUACACUUCCGCAGGGUCUCUUUCUCCUAGUCAAGCCCCGGUACGCAGCUCGGACGAAAUCUACUUGAACCUCGUCCGUCACGGGCUGCGUCUGUCCACUGGAUUCUUGACAGUAGAUCUCUGUCGGGAUGACCAUCUCCUUUCUCAAAUCAUUUCUGCCAGUGGACGAACAAGAAUAAUAGGCCAUUUCGAAGCCUACCAACCCCUACCUGGUGGCUGGGAUGGGGAUGAGUAUAUGAAAGUCUAUGAGCGCGCCAAAAGACUGGGUUGUGAUAUCGUUCGGCUGUGCCAACCAGCCGAAGCCCCGGAAGACAAUAUUGCUGUGCAAAGAUUCCGCCAUCGCAUUCAAAGUUUGCCCGUGCCUGGUCUUUCUCUGAUAGCAUACAACACAGGCCCGCUCGGGCGCAUGUCUCGCUGCUUCAAUCCUGUCCUUUCGCCUGUGACACACCCGUCUCUGGUGACCGAAAGGCCAACUCAAUUACGAUCGUGGAUUACAGCGCGCGAGGCGCAGCAGUCGCUUUACAGCUCUUUUGCCCUGGAUCCCAUGCAGUUCUUUGUAUUCGGUGCCAACACUACCUACAGUAUGUCGCCCGCCAUGCACAACACUGCCUUCAAGAUAUGUGGCUUGCCGCAUAAUUACGCAAUCCAUCAAUCACCUACGCUACGGGGGUUAAACGACCUUGUGGAAAAUCAAUACUUCGGCGGAUCGAGUGUCAGUCUGCCGUACAAAACAGAGUGCAUCCCUCUCCUCCACUCAAUGUCCACACACGCCCGAGCCAUCGGCGCAAUUAACACCCUCAUUCCGAUUCGCAACGUCCAGGACCUCGACAAUGUCCGUCUCCAAGAAUCCUCCGUUUUUCUCGAAAAGAGCCGCGCAGGUCCCAUUAAAGGUCUACAUGGCGAUAACACCGACUGGAUCGGAAUCUGCAACUGCAUCCGCCGUGGCCUGUCUCCCGCGAACGCGGUACGGCCAUCAACGACCGGCCUUGUGAUCGGGUCCGGUGGAAUGGCCCGCGCUGCAAUCUACUCUAUGAUCCAUCUUGGCGUGCAAAAUAUCUUUGUCUAUAACCGCACGCUUGCCAACGCAGAAAGGCUCGCUCACCACUACAACCGACAAGACCUUCACUCCAAGGAAGCCAGCGGGUCUGGCCGUCCUACUGUUCGCAUUGUCGCGUCUUUGUCAGACCCCUGGCCGGCAGACUUCAAACAACCUACCAUUGUUACCUCGUGUAUUCCAGCUCACAGCAUCGGCGGUGAGCCAGCCCCCAACUUCCACAUGCCCACGCAGUGGCUGGAGAGCCCGACGGGCGGCGUGGUGGUCGAUUUGGCAUACAAACCCCUCAACACCCCUCUCAUGAAACAAACCAGAGGCCUCUCUCAUCGCGGCUGGGUAGCCCUCGACGGUCUUGAUGUUCUCCCAGAGCAAGGUUUCGCUCAAUUCGAGCUUUUCACUGGCCGCCGCGCUCCACGGCGUGUCAUGCGCAGUAUUGUUCUCCAGGAAUACAAGGAUGAUGAAGGCAAUGACGAUCAUGACGCAAUACAGGACAGGCUACAGCAGAUGGACGGUCAGCCGAAUUGA